AACUUUUUCUGCUUACUAUUUCCCUGCAAUAAGUUUCUUUUUUCAUACUUUUAUUGUUUUUUAAUUGAACUGUGGGGUCCAUUGGGGCUUAGUUUGAUUCUGGAUGGCUGAACUGGUGCGAAUCCGUAGGAAACGGCUGCAGAUCCCCAUCUCUAGGCUGAGGAGCAUGCUGAAGCAGCUAGAGGAGAAAGAUGUCGACUUUGAAGAGAUCAAAAAGAAUUUGGAUCUCACAGCGUCACUGCUGGAGGCCGUAUAUCUUGAUGGAACAAGGCAAUGCCUGGAGUCGGAGGAUGACCUUCAACAACUGCACUCAGAUGGGGUGCCUUCGGAGGUCACUGAUUGGCUGGCAUCCACGUUCACCCAGAGAGUCCGCCGCCCCGCUCGCCGCUCGGACGAGAAGCCGAAGUUCCGCAGCAUCGUCCACGCAGUGCAGGCUGGGAUAUUUGUGGAGAGGAUGUUCAAGAGGGCCUACACAGCAGCCAUGCCAGACCAACCUGUGGCUGUCGUAAACUGCCUCAGGGACGUUGACCGCUGGAACUUUGACGUGUUUGCCCUGAACUCAGCUAGCUCUGAUCACGCCCUGCGAACCUUGUUCUUUGAGCUGAUCAUCAGAUAUGAGCUCAACAGCCGCUUCAAGAUCCCCAUCUCGUGCCUGACAGAGUUCCUGUCUGCACUGGAGAGCGGCUACUGCAAACACAACAACCCCUACCACAGCCACGUUCAUGCCGCUGAUGUCACCCAGACGCUGCACUGCCUGCUGCUCCGCACUGGACUCGUGCACUGGCUGACAGAGCUUGAAGUGAUGGCGUCUCUAUUUGCAGCGGCCAUCCAUGACUAUGAACACACAGGAACCACAAACAACUUCCACAUCCACACAAAGUCAGAGUUUGCACUGAUCUACAAUGACCGCUCGGUACAAGAGAGCCAUCACCUCAGUGCGGCUUUCCGCCUGCUGCAGGACGACCAACUGAACAUCUUCAUUAAUUUGACGCGAGAGGAAUGGAUGGAGCUACGAUCACUGGUUAUAGAGAUGGUACUGGCCACAGACAUGUCGUCUCAUCUCCUCCAAGUUAAAGCCAUGAAAUCCUGUCUGCAACAACAAGAAAGCAGGAUUGACAAGCCCAAAGCACUGUCGCUAUUACUCCACACGGCUGACAUAAGCCACCCAUCCAAGCCCUGGGUGCUGCACUCUCGCUGGACCAAAUCCCUAAUGGAGGAGUUUUUCAGACAGGGCGAUAGAGAGGCAGAGCUGGGCCUGCCCUUCUCUCCCCUGUGUGAUCGAAAAAGCACCCUUGUAGCCGAAUCCCAGAUUGGUUUCAUAGACUUCAUAGUGGAUCCUACCUUCUCCCUGCUGACGGACAUGGCUGAAAAAAUAGUUAUUCCUUUGGUGGAAGAGAACCCAGGCCCUCCAGACCCCUGCAAUAGACACAGUAAUUUGUGGAAGGAAAGCUCCAGGGGUCUGCAGUGGAGUCUGGCUCACAUCACAGCCGAGCUGGUGAGCUUCCGCUCCACUUGGACGCGACACACUGAGGACAACAAGGUGAAAUGGAAGGAAAGUGGCUCCAACGGAUUCUCAGAUCCCAGUGUGACGAAAGAGCAAAGAUCCAGACAAGAGGAGCUGUCAGAAAAAUGCCUGCAACCCCCCACUAAUGAUACAAAACAGUAGAGACAGCCUAUGUUGUAAGAUGUGGUUUUUCACAGUGAAUAUGCAACGAUUAACUGAGGUUAAUAUUGAAUCACUUCAGGAAGAACAUGAUGUGCUCUUACAUCAUAAUUGUGGGGGCCAGGUGAACGCAGCAGUGAUGGAGGGGGAAAAAGGGGCAGUUUGAGUUCCAGUAGGCAUAGCAAUGUCCUCAUGUCUUAUAUGAAGUAUAGAAAAUACAUUAAUAAUUUAAAUUCAAAGUCUACAUGCUGGCCAUGUGAUGGUACAUGUCAUUAAUUUAAUUUACCACCAAAACACUUGUAAGAAACACGUUUUUGUAGUUUUACCUGUACACCAAUUAUUUAACCAUGCAUUAAACUUUGAAAAAUAUUUAAAUGCAUGUCAUGUAUGAGAUCACAGUAGUAGGAAUUCCCAAUAAGGCUGGCCUUAUUAUAAUAGGAUAUGAUGUUUUGUCAUUAUUAAAAUGUAUGGAAGUUUCAACUGCAUGCUGUACCAAGGAAAGGUUCUAGUACCACUAAAUUUUAUAUUCAUUUAUAAUCUGUGUUAUUGCUCACCAAACAAAUGAAUCACAGAUGCCUGCGUUGUAUUCUUCUUAGCCUAGGAGUUUGAAGCAUGAACACAUAGGAAGUGUUUAUGACAGAUCGAGGUGCACAGCUUAUUCUGCAGACCAGGAAAUCAGUGCAUAAGCUACUGAGGUCAUACUGAAUGAUGUGCCACAUUUUUUUCACCCCAGUCUAAUUUAAUAGUCUUUUGGGAAACGGCUUAAAGUGGUUUGAAAAUUGAUGUUUGAUAACUUCCACAAGAAAUAAUGCCAAUCAAAAAUGAGGUUCAAAUGUGGACGCCAGGCAAGAAAGGGGAUUUGCUUGGUUUUUCUGAUAACCUUUGAUACUUGUUACCUUGCCUUGGUCUUGUAACAGGCAGUGCUUGUCCAUCAGAGGCCAUGCGUCUUGUUAAAGUGCACUUGAGAAAGACACUGGACCUAUGCCUGCUUGUUGUAUGUGAGUUGCUCUGGGUUAAACCAUCAAAUAAAUGGCUGAUAUGUGAAU
Molecule: messenger RNA, 2709 nt
Organism: Myripristis murdjan (pinecone soldierfish)
Lineage: Eukaryota; Metazoa; Chordata; Actinopteri; Holocentriformes; Holocentridae
Product: calcium/calmodulin-dependent 3',5'-cyclic nucleotide phosphodiesterase 1B-like
Exons: 14
Coding region: 104-1666 (520 amino acids)
Biological process (GO): signal transduction
Molecular function (GO): 3',5'-cyclic-nucleotide phosphodiesterase activity
Source: RefSeq, a predicted model, not a curated record